Molecule: messenger RNA, 966 nt
Organism: Dibothriocephalus latus
Lineage: Eukaryota; Metazoa; Platyhelminthes; Cestoda; Diphyllobothriidea; Diphyllobothriidae
Source: the annotation of a GenBank genome assembly
AUGGGACAACUUAUUUCAGGUCCGGUGACGCUUAAGGACACAAAAUUUUGCCAAAACGGCAUGUUUUCUGUCGCGGCUUCGAGCAUGCAGGGUUGGCGAGUUCGCAUGGAGGACUCAUUUACUUGCUUCCUUAAUUUGCCCGAUGAUCCUUCAGCUGCAUACUUUGCUAUCUUUGAUGGUCAUGGUGGAAACGGUGUGUCGGAGUACGCGGCUUCACAUCUGCACACAGCAAUCACCUCCCUGCCAGAAUAUGGUAAAGUAAUCCAGUUUUUAAACACCUCUAAGGGAGAUGUGGAAAAGGCCCUUCGACUGGGAUUCCUCAGUCUUGAUUCCGAAAUGCGUACCAGGUUUUCCCAUCAACCCACUACGAAAUCGUCAAAGGCCGACCACAGUCCCAGACUCUCACACAAGGAGACCGGUGGGAGUGUCAGCAGCAGCGGCGCUGCAAACACCAUUGUUGGCAGCCCUAACAACUGUAGUAGGUCCUCAGUCCUAUCUUCGUCUGUCGGGGAUGUUGGCGGCUCCACGUGCAUCGUGCUACUCGUCCGCGAUGGGCAAAUCUAUUGUGCCAACUGUGGGGACAGCCGAGCCGUCAUUAGUUGCCUCGGUGUUGCAGAAGCCUUCUCAACCGACCACAAACCCAGUCUGCCGAGGGAACGUUCGCGCAUCCUGGCAGCGGGUGGGUGGAUCAGUGGUGGCAAUCGCGUGAAUGGUAAUUUGGCCUUGUCCCGAGCCCUGGGCGACUUCACCUUCAAGCGCAAUCCCCAGUUGUCACCUGUAGAUCAGAUUAUUUCCCCAGAACCGGAUGUCAGCUGCAGAGACAUUCGUCCCGAGGAGGACGAGUUCAUUGUCAUGGGCUGUGAUGGCAUCUGGGACGUUCUCACCGACCAGGAGGUUGUGCACUUUGUUCGUAGUCGUCUGGCUGCCGGCAGUCCGCCUGAUUCGGUUAGUUUGCCCUUUGUUUAA